Cynocephalus volans (Philippine flying lemur) is the source of this 2524-nucleotide messenger RNA. RefSeq names its product insulin like growth factor binding protein 3 (gene IGFBP3). The record is from RefSeq and is a predicted model, not a curated record. Gene Ontology annotation, molecular function: insulin-like growth factor II binding; insulin-like growth factor I binding; fibronectin binding. Bases 116 to 997 code for a protein of 293 amino acids. Gene Ontology annotation, biological process: regulation of insulin-like growth factor receptor signaling pathway. Gene Ontology annotation, cellular component: extracellular region. The transcript is spliced from 5 exons. Lineage: Eukaryota; Metazoa; Chordata; Mammalia; Dermoptera; Cynocephalidae.
UACACGCUAAGCACCGGCUGUUCCCUGUCCACGUUCCGCAGCCUCGAGUCUUGUGCUGUCGCCCCGUCCCCUUGCGCCUCGGCCGGCCAAGCACCGGGCCCCCUCAGCGGGCGCCAUGCAGCGGCCGCGCCCUGCGCUCUGGGCCGCAGCGCUGACCACGCUGGUGCUGCUCCGCGGGCCGCCGGUGGCGCGGGCCGGCGCUGGGUCGGCGGGCUCGGGCCCCGUGGUGCGCUGCGAACCGUGCGACGCGCGUGCACUAGCCCAGUGCGCGCCUCCGCCCGCCGCGCCCGCGUGCACCGAGCUGGUACGCGAGCCGGGCUGUGGCUGCUGCCUGACGUGCGCGCUGCGCGAGGGCCAGCCGUGCGGCGUCUACACCGAGCGCUGUGGCGCCGGCCUUCGCUGCCAGCCGCCGCCUGGAGAGCUGCGUCCGCUGCAGGCGCUGCUGGACGGCCGCGGGCUCUGCACCAACGCCAGCGCCGCCGGCCGCCUGCGCGCCUACCUGCUGCCCCCGCCGUCCGCGCCAGGAAAUGCCAGUGAGUCAGAGGAAGACCGCAGUGCCGGCAGCGUGGAGAGCCAGGCCAUUCCCAGUACUCACCGGGUGCCUGACACCAAGUUCCACCUCCCCCACGCCAAGAUAGACGUGAUCAAGAAAGGCCAUGCCAAGGACAGCCAGCGCUAUAAAGUCGACUACGAGUCUCAGAGCACCGACACCCAGAAUUUCUCCUCUGAGUCCAAGCGGGAGACAGAAUACGGUCCCUGCCGUCGAGAAAUGGAGGACACAUUGAAUCACCUGAAGUUCCUCAAUGUGCUGAGUCCCAGGGGUGUGCACAUUCCAAACUGUGACAAGAAGGGAUUUUAUAAGAAAAAGCAGUGCCGCCCUUCCAAAGGCAGAAAGAGGGGUUUCUGCUGGUGUGUGGACAAGUACGGGCAGCCUCUGCCGGGCUACGAUGCCAAGGGGAAGGAGGAGGUGCAGUGCUACAGCAUGCAGAGCAAGUAGACGCUGCUGAAUUCACGUGGAGCUCAAAUGCGCCUUAUUUUGCACAAAAGACUGCCAAGGACGUGAUCAGCAGCUGGCUGCAGCCUCGAUCUAUAUUUCUUUUUGUGGUGAACUGAUUUUUUUUUAAAAAAAAAAACCAAAGUUUAGAAAGAGAUUUUUGAAAUGCCUAUGGUUCCUUCAAAUGGUAAACUUGAGCAUCUUUCCACUUUCCAGUAGUCAGUGAAAAGCAGUUUGAAUUUUCAUGCCAAUUCCUAUAAAAUACUCACACCUUGGAGCACGGCGCCAUGGACUUCAUCCUCUCGUGGAGUCCUCCUGAAGUGGCUGAUCCAGUGACUUGUGACGCAGGCAGCUGUGUUGCUUGCAUAGAGUUCAUGCUUCAUCCCCAUUUUUCUGUAAAAUGAGCACAGGCCUUCUGAAGAACAGGAAAACCCUAAAACGCCGGUCGUCCAGACAUCUGAGCACCUCCUGGAGGUCAUGGCCUUCUGGAGCGCCAUCUUUAAAGCAAGGGCCUGGGUCCCUCAACCAAGAAGAUUAUUUCCAUCUUCAAGUGAUCUGUACUGCAUGGGGACUGUUGGAGAGAGCAAGGUGGAGUAGUAUUACUUGUAAAAAAAAAAUAAAAAUAAAAAUAAAAACAAUGACCAAUAAUGUUCUAGAGCACUCUGGGAAUCUGGAAAGGCAGGUAUUUCUGAUCCUCCUUUGUCCGGCAGCUUCCCAAAAAUGUGGCCCAGUUGAAGGCCCAAGUGGCCUUUGCUGUGGUCCCACAGGGCAGGAGGGGCAGGGGACCAUGAGAGACAGCCUUUGCAUUCAGAGGCAUUACAAAUAAUGGCAUGGUUCGUCAGGCGACUGCAGAAAAUAGCGUUUUCUAGUUCAACAACUCAAGACAAAGUUUAUUGUUAAGGAUAAGCUCUUUAAAGGCAACAAUUGGUUCUCAUCUCUCACCUUUUGUCCUCCUAGGCGCAAUGUAAAAAAGAAUAAUGAUAUCUAAAUAGGAAAGAUGAAUGGCUUUUGGGGGAGCCCAUCAAGGACACUGGGAACACAUAGAGAAUUGCCGGCGUUUGUUGAACUUGGAGUUGUUCUCAUACUUUUCUUUGUAAUUCACACAUAUAUGCAGAGAAGAUACGUUUUAAUGGAUUGUAACAUUGUAUACAACAUAGCCCAAUUAUAGUAGGAUCUAUACUAGAUAAUCCUAGAUGAAAUGUUAGAGAUGUAGAUGAUAUAACUACGGCCUCAACCAGGGAAAGGAGCUCGUGCCCAGAGGCUGCGCUGCUCUCCUGGAGGCCAAAUCCAAGGAGGUCUGGUGACAUCAGGCACGGGGAGACUCUGCCCUGCCCUCCCGCAGCCCGGGGUAUGAAUGCACGCUGCACAGAGCUCUCCUUGAGAACGCAAAGGGGUCUCAAGACAUUCUGCCUACCUAUUAGCUUUUUCUUUAUUUUUUUAAUUACGUUUUUGGGGAAAAAAGUAUUUUUGAAAAGUUUGUCUUGCAAUGUAUUUAUAAAUAGUAAAUAAAGUUUUUACCAUAAAAAGUAA